UGGUAUGGAGAACACGCCUCCCUGAACCUACUGUAUCCGUAGCUGAUGUGAAAAGUCAGAACCUGCAUCUGUAAAUUAAGGUUUUAGGACCUGGGGCUCUACACGUCACAGAGGAGGCACUGAGUAGUGGACUUCUGGCUUGAACUACCAGAGCAAUCAAUUUCUCAACAGCGGGAGCUGCUUCGGACUGGGUGUCAAAAGCUAUUUCAAAUUCUGGUGAUUUGGGAUUAAGCGUCGGAAUAAAAGUGGAAUAUCGGAGCAAAACGAUAUUAAGGCACCAUCUGAUCAACUUUCUCAAGUGAUAUAAAGUAAAGAAGAGGAGAAGAGAGGGGGGCUGGAAGCAGAAGAUGCCACGCUGGUCAAUACAUGUACCAUGAGGAGCAGAUGAGAUCUAUGCUAAAGCUAUACAGGUCCAAACACUUCACCUGGAAACAUUUCACAGGUCACGUUGAGCCCAUGCGGUGGUCCAUGCUAGCCCUGCUGCUCCUGUCCUGCAGCGAGAUGUUUGCCCAGCGCCCAGGUGACGUCUGCCCGCAGAACGCCAACCGCGAUGUCACAUCCAAUCCUGCGCCAACCGUGGAUCCCAAACUGUUCAACAAGAGACGGUAUCGUUCGCCUCGCGUGCUUUUCAGUGAACUACCGCCGGACUCCGAUCCGAAGAACAGAGCCAAGAGAAAAGCGGGUCAACCUCAACACCGUGGAGUUUACUCCGUCUGUGAGAGCGUCAGCCUCUGGGUGGGCAAUAAAACCAAAGCUACAGACAUUUCUGGCAACGAGGUCACGGUAUUGCCCGACGUAAACAUUAACAACGUCAAUAAAAAGCAGUACUUUUUCGAGACGACGUGCAGCAGCGGGCGGGGUGCAGGUUCCGGGUGUUUGGGAAUUGACGCGCGCCAUUGGAACUCGUAUUGUACCAAUUCGCACACGUUCGUGCGGGCGCUGACUUCGUUUAAGAACCUGGUGGCCUGGAGACUGAUUCGGAUUAACGUGGCUUGCGUGUGCGUCCUCAGUCGGAAAUCGUGGAGGCAAUGAGAGUCUGUUGCUUUGCUACAUACGUGUUUGAUAUCAAAGCCGUCCACGUGACAUCGGAAUGAUGUUGAACAUUUUCCUCGUGCAUGCCGUUAAUGAAAACCAGGACAUAAAACAGACCAUCUGCUGGGAUAUAAUGUGCUCCUUAUUGGAAUCUACAGUGGAAUGUAGGAUUUGAACUUCAGUGUUGACGAUUCAUUUUUAUGAUUUUUGUCUUUUGGGAUAACCGUAUUAUGACAAGUAUGACAACUGAGGUGGUACCACAUGUAAAUACGUUGUUGUUUGUUGUAAUUGUUAUUUAUUAAACAGCUGCAUAUUGUUUUUUGUGGCCUCUUCAACUGUAGCUUUACAAACGUACAACCUCAUUGACAUCAAAGGAAACCGAACGUUCAGUCAUUUUUAAUAGAACAAA
Messenger RNA from Paramisgurnus dabryanus, 1441 nucleotides. It is a transcript of the gene ngfb, whose product is annotated as nerve growth factor b (beta polypeptide). Gene Ontology annotation, biological process: nerve growth factor signaling pathway; neuron projection morphogenesis; nerve development. Gene Ontology annotation, cellular component: dendrite; axon; synaptic vesicle. Gene Ontology annotation, molecular function: growth factor activity; nerve growth factor receptor binding. The record is from RefSeq and is a predicted model, not a curated record. Lineage: Eukaryota; Metazoa; Chordata; Actinopteri; Cypriniformes; Cobitidae.